Messenger RNA from Drosophila gunungcola (fruit fly), 1663 nucleotides. RefSeq names its product luciferin 4-monooxygenase-like. Gene Ontology annotation, molecular function: long-chain fatty acid-CoA ligase activity. Bases 15 to 1634 code for a protein of 539 amino acids. The transcript has 3 exons. The record is from RefSeq and is a predicted model, not a curated record. NCBI's taxonomy places the organism in Eukaryota, Metazoa, Arthropoda, Insecta, Diptera, Drosophilidae. Gene Ontology annotation, biological process: long-chain fatty acid metabolic process; fatty-acyl-CoA biosynthetic process.
AGUCGGUGGCAACUAUGACAUAUACGCCCAAAACUAACUACGAUGACGUGGAAAAGAUUUGGAGAAGUGAAAAGGAGAAAUCCCAGUUUGGCGAGGAUCUGUCCAUUGGCGAAAUUAUAUUUCAGGAAAUGGUCCGCCAUCCCAAAAGUGUAGCGCAGAUUUCAGUCUCGGAGAAAACGAUUCUUUUGCGGGAGGAUCUGUUGAACAAUGCUAUUCGCAUCGCAACUUAUAUGCGCCAAUUGGGUUUGACUCAGUGGGACAUCGUGGGCGUUCUUGCCCGGAAUACCACCCAUAUAUCGGCUGUUGCCUACGCAUGUUUCUUCAAUGGAAUCGCUCUACACUCGCUAAACUCCACCUAUUUACCCGAAAUUAUUGAGAAGCUGUUCCAGAACACCAAGCCACGUUUAAUAUUCUGCGAUGGUGAUGAGUACGAAAAAGUGCGUGCGGCCACCACAAAGUUAGAUGUGAAGAUAGUGACAAUGCGUAAUCAUCCAGAAGAUGCUUUCAGCAUCCAGGAAAUUUUAAAAACGCCAGCCGAAGUAGGUUUCAAGCCUACAUCCUUAGAAAGGGGAUCUUCGCAUCCAUUGGCCAUCAUCAGCACCUCCGGCACAACCGGCACUCCCAAAGCAGUAAUUGUGACCAAUUGCCGAACUAUUCUGAGCACCCUAACUAAACUAACCACCUCGGAUGUUCAGUACUCAGCCAGUACUCUGGACUGGAUUUCGUGUCUGUGGACGUUGGUUUCCUCGGGAGUCUAUAGCACAAAGCGAAUUGUAUCUGACGAACCUUUUGAUCCGAAGGAAGCUCUACGCAUUAUCGAGGACUACCAGGUCACUUGGGUUAUCCAGACUCCAGCCCAAGCAGCAGCUAUUGUCAGCUGCCCAGCCUUUGAGACAGCCAACCUGGAUAGCAUUCGAUAUAAUUAUUUCGGAGGUGGGCGAUGUACCAUGGAAGUUCAGAAAAGACUUCGUCGAAAAUUGGCCGGAGAUUACCUAAACUUUGCCUAUGGCACUUCGGAAUUGGGAUCGCUUGCCUGCGUCAACAGGCACUUCGAUGCGAAGCCCAAUUCGGUGGGUCGUCCGAGUGCUGGCUACAAACUAAAGAUUAUGGACGACAAAGGUGGUAAACUAGGACCCAACGAGGAGGGCGAGGUGUGCGUUGACAAAGGAAGCUUUUGGCCCGGAUACUAUGGAAAUCCGGAGGCUACGGAAGAAGUCUACAAGGACAACUGGUUCCACACUGGCGACCUCGGAUACGUGGACGACGAUGGCUUUGUGUACAUCGUAGAGCGAAAGAAGGACUUGCUGAAGUACCAGAGCAACAAGUACUACCCACACGAGUUGGAGGAACUGAUCUCCCAAAUACCCGGCGUGGUUGAGGUCUGUGUCUUUGGCAUUUGGAACGUGGAAAACGGUGACGAGGCAGCGGCAAAUAUCGUCAGGAAGCCAAAUGUACUGAUUAGCGAACAGGAUGUGGAGGACUAUGUGGCUCGGCAUGCAGUUACCGAGUUUUUAAGGCUGCAUGCCGGCUGCUUAAUUGUUGACGACCUGAAAAGAAGUCCAAAUGGAAAAACAAACCGUGCUGCCAACAAGAAACAUUUUCUUCAAGCAAAGGGUAUUCAGAUAAAUACGUAGAAAGGAAACACAGGCAAUAUUUGUUUGUA